Molecule: messenger RNA, 626 nt
Organism: Drosophila willistoni
Lineage: Eukaryota; Metazoa; Arthropoda; Insecta; Diptera; Drosophilidae
Exons: 2
Coding region: 133-498 (121 amino acids)
Source: RefSeq, a predicted model, not a curated record
GCCAAAGUCAAAGUAGAUGAGUAGCCCUUGACAAAACCAGCAAGCUUCUUAUUGUCAGCUAAAAUUCAACGAAAAGAGAACAAAAACUGUGAUCAAAUAAGGAGUCGAAACAACGAUUUGUGUGUAUACAAAAUGAAUUGGCAACUUGCUCUACUUUAUGGUGUAUUUUUAUAUUUUUUGUUGAAUAUCAUUGAUGCAAAAUGUGUGGGACGUCGUUCAGGCACCGCACAACACAUUUGGCGUCAACUAAAGCAGCCUCUUUCAACUGAGACAAGCUCUUGCCAUCGCCUGCAGAUGAUUGGCAGUGACAAUGCAACAGAUGCAGUAAUCAACGGAACAGCAAACAAACAGCCUUCCGUCAUGACUUUGGCCAACUAUGUCUAUCAAUGCGGCAAGCGUCAAGAGAAUGAUUGUAAUGAUGCCAAGGAGAUCAAGUCCCUAGAUGAGGAUGAGCAACAUAUGGCCAUUAUCAAAACUAUUGAUAUGGACAUGACUUAAAAGCCUUGGCUUAGACUUCAUAUAAGCCAACAAAAAUCAAUCUUUUGUAUAUUUUGUUAAGUUAUUAAUACAAAAUAAACUACAGUUAAAAUUUCAAUUUGCAACUAAGCUGCAAGCUAAAAUGUAAA